AUGGAGUUCAAUCCAGUCUUUUCAGAAUUAAAUUCGUCUAACAAUAUUAGUAAUAGUACCGACAAACUCGUGGUUAUUGAUAUGUACAGAGAUGAACUAAGUAACAGAAUGGCUGUGACACUGCUACCUGUGAUGGUAGUUCUCGGAGUGGUUCUCGUUACGGGAAUGGCAGGAAACACAUUGGUAUUCUACAUCUACUUCUUCAAGUUUACAUCCAGUUCUACGAGAACUGCCAUUAUUGCUCUGGCAUUCUUGGACCUUCUGACAUGUGCUGUGUGUAUUCCAGGUGAGAUUUUGGAUCUGAGAUUUUCGUAUAGCUUCACCAGUCAGAUCUUGUGCAAGAGCCUUCGUACUUCAACAACCGUUAUACUAGUAGCCUCGGGAUUUACUUUACUAAGCGUUGCUCUUGAUCGUUAUCAAAGAAUAUGCCAUCCUCUUCAGAAACAACUGACCUCAAAGCGAGCUCUGUACAGAAUCAUAAUUUCCUGCUCGCUAGCUGCAGUAUUGGCAGUUCCUGCAGCAAUAGUUUAUGGCUUGGCUGAAAUCGAGACUCCAAUAGAAGGGAUCACGGGUCUGGAAUGUUCGACUAUAAAGUCACUUACAAACCGGCCUCUGCGCAUCGCAUACAAUGCCCUUCUCUUUACAACCUUUCUAGCCGCCUUCGCUACAAUGAUGGUCAUCUACGUGUUAAUUGGUCGGCAGGUUUUGAAGCAAACUAAUUUCAGGAGAUCUGUUCAGCAGCGGAAAGGCAGCAGUGACUCACUCCGUAGACGUACUGUGUGCAGUGAGACGAGUUCAGAUGGCGAUCAUUCCCUGAGCGACAAGAUGAAAGAGUUAUCACAGUUGCACGAGGCUAUACCCGAACAUGGCUCUCACUGUGUUGUGAAUAUAAAUGUACAACCUGGGACAAACCAAAUUGGCCGAAUUGAAGCCAGGGUUUCUAGAAAGAACUCGGUGAUUCAUCUCCUACGGAAGAUGUCUGGAUCUGUUGACGCCCGAACCAGGAAAACCACUACAAUGCUGUUCUUCAUCACUUUAGUUUUUGUCAUCAGCUUCCUGCCCCACCUGGUGCUGAAAGUCAUCCAGGCUUUGGACAAGCAUUUCUCAGACAGCCUGACCACAACCGGUGUGAUCUUUUACAACAUCUUCGUUCGGUCUUACUUCUUCAACACUGCCGCUAACGCUUUCGUGUAUGGCUUCUGCAGCCCAAAGUUCAGAUUCGAGUGUAGGACUGUGCUUUUGAGACUAGCAUUCUGGGUAAAGAGCAAGCCAAUCAGUGCGCAGACAGAAGAUCUGAUGUAA
Molecule: messenger RNA, 1302 nt
Organism: Candidula unifasciata
Lineage: Eukaryota; Metazoa; Mollusca; Gastropoda; Stylommatophora; Geomitridae
Source: the annotation of a GenBank genome assembly